AGUGCAGAGACAUCCUUCAGUACUUCCUACAUCACCGUGAUCCGUUGAGGGCACCCGCCGCUCGCGGGCUCAUUGCUAGUUAACCGUCCAGCACAGCCGCAUAAUAACUCCCGGGGAGAGGGACGAGGGAUCGGUUGUUGCGCUCCGCGAACCGGCUAGAGGUGGUGAUUCAGUUCUGUGCGUUAUGGUGACACCAAGGACGAAUAGCAGUCAGGCAGCAUCUCCUGUCGCGCAGUCAGCCUUGCGCUUAUAGACCCAACGAGAUAAAUGGGGAGCGGACUGCACCAAACAGUGUCCGGCACCGAUAGCGCCACUCCACAUUGACCAAAAUAACUGGACAUUAGGCACUGGACGGAACCCGUCAUGUACUAAAGAAAGUAUAUUACACCAGUAGCUGUUAAGAGACUGGAACAGGAUUUUGAAGAAGCGGUUUUUUGUUCAGCAUGAGCGGUGGAGGAGAAAUCAUCUUCCAAGGCUGGCUGAGAAAAUCGCCACCGGAGAAGAAACUGAGGAGAUAUGGGUGGAAAAAGCGUUGGUUCAUCCUGCGUAGUGGUCGCAUGUCUGGCGACCCUGAUGUCCUGGAGUACUAUAAGAACGACCACUCCAAGAAGCCCAUCCGGGUCAUCGACCUGCAUUGCUGUGAGCAGGUGGACGCUGGGCUGACCUUCAAGAGGAAGGAGUUUCAGGAUAGCUUUGUGUUCGACAUCAAGACGUCAGAGCGCACCUUUUACCUGGUGGCAGAGACAGAGGAGGAGAUGAACAAGUGGGUCCGCUCCAUCUGUCAGCUAUGUGGCUUCAACCAGUCAGAGCAGAACAACCACGACGGCCGGUCCUCUACAGUCCAUAUGGGUCGUUCCCUGGCAGUAGACCUGUCCAGUUCCCUGACCCCUCUGACCAGAGAGCGUAAGUCGUCCGCCCCAGUCCACUCUUCCCAGCCCGUCCUGUUCACCUUCGACGUCCCGGUCACACGGUCGGGUAACCACGACAACCACGGUGGCUCCCUGUCCAACAGCGCUCCGCAGGACUACCUUCUACUGCAUCAGUGCAUGAGCAGGAAGACUGAGAGCGCACGGAGUGCCAGUUUAUCCCAGGUACAGCACAGUAGUAAUCUGUUUGUGGGCAGUGACUCAGCCGUGCAGAAGAUCUCCCAUGGCUUCUCCCACUGUCUGAACGGAAUGGGUGCCCACCUGCAUGGCUUCUACAGCCUGCCCAAGCCUGGCAAGCACCAACAGGCCUCCACGUCCGGGUCCUCCACGCGGCCAGACUCCCCCCAGGAGGCCUGCUACGUGCUGCCCAGGGGGUACAGCUCUGAGGGGCCUACCCUGGGUCAUAGCCUCCUGGGGCUGGGAGAUCUGGAUGACCAGGAGAAUGAGGAGCUGUACACCUUCAAGACGCCUUGCAAUACCCUGGCCACCGGCAACGACCGUAACCACAGUAACGACCGACACAGCAAUGACCGUAACCACAGCAACGAGCGUAGCAACGACCGGCAGACUGACAACUACGACCUCCCGACCCCGCCCGGAUCCUUCUACCAGAUACCCCGGACGUUCGAUAAGAACCACAACGUGACGCCGUCCGGCUCUGAGUCAUCCAGUGGACCCCCUCCACGGCCCCCAAAGCCCAGCCAGGGGUCAGAGAGCGGGAGGUGGGGUAGUCCGGGGUCACUGGGGGGGCAGAACAGGCAGAAUGGAGAUGUGACCACGACUGUUUCGGUUAUACCCAGGAGGAACACACUGCCUGCCGUGGAGAACAGCAGGUUACAUAGAGGGUGUUCAUUUGAGACCAACAGCCAUCACCGUCCGAUCUAUUUCAACAACCAAGGACAGUCUGUGGAGUCUGUCAACGACGGCUUCAGCUCUUACCUGAGAACCAAGGACCCUCUGACACGUUCGGACAGCGGUGACUCAGAGGACAACUAUGUGCCUAUGAACCCAGGCUCGUCUCCCCUCAAAGCCGCCCAGGUGGACAGCCCCAAAAACAUUUACAUCCCCAUGAGCCCCGGGCCGCACCACUUUGACUUCCCAGGGUUCUCAGCCACGGUACCCGCCCGAAAGGGAAGUACCGCCUCACUGUGUCACCGACCGGGGAGGCUGAGUGACGUCACGCCACCACCUAUCAACCGCAACCUCAAACCCAACAGGAAACUCAAGCCGACGCCUCUGGAUCUGAGGACCAAUGGCAUCAUUGAUGAGCUCCCUUUUAAGAGUCCAAUCACCAUGUCCUGGACCCGACCCAUGCCUAUGAACUCAGGUGGCAUGUCCUCCCAGCACUGCAGACCCAUCUCCACCCAGAGUAUCACCAGCACUGACUCAGCAGACAGCGAGGAGAACUACGUGGCCAUGCAGAACCCAGCGUCUACCUCCCCAGCAGUGAGUGGUACCAGCAGCCCCGCCCCUAGGAAGUGUGGCAACGUGGACUACCUGGCUCUGGACUUCCAGCCGGGCUCCCCCAGUCCACACAGAAAGCCCUCUACAUCCUCUGUGACAUCUGAUGAGAAGGUGGACUAUGUCCAGGUGGACAAGGAGAAGACGCAGGCCCUCCAGAACACCAUGCAGGAGUGGACGGACGUCCGACAGUCCACCGACCCCGCCCCCAAGACCGUGAAGUCCUGACAGUUACCAUGAGAAAGACACAGCACUCCGACCUUACCUUAUGUCAAGACAAGCAUCUCCUAAAGGAUUUCACACUGUUACUGACAGAAGUCUGUUUGAGGAGUGAAGG
Messenger RNA from Coregonus clupeaformis (lake whitefish), 2724 nucleotides. RefSeq names its product GRB2-associated binding protein 2 (gene gab2). NCBI's taxonomy places the organism in Eukaryota, Metazoa, Chordata, Actinopteri, Salmoniformes, Salmonidae. The transcript is spliced from 12 exons. Bases 444 to 2615 code for a protein of 723 amino acids. The record is from RefSeq and is a predicted model, not a curated record.